AUGAGUAUAAUUGGUAUAAUUGCCAAGGUUUCUUUCAAAUGCUUUGAUCUUCUUGCAUGGCCUCUCUUUGCAUUGAUCUAUCCUCUAUGUGCUUCCAUUCAAGCAAUAGAAACAAAUUCAAAGUCGGAUACAGAGAAGCUGGUGGUCUAUUGGAUCUGUUUUGCCCUGAUUUUGCUGUUCGACCAUGCUUUUGCCAACCUUCUUCAAUGGUUGCCCUCUUGGCCUUACAUUAAGUUAGCAAUAAUUUGGUGCUUGGUUAUACCCAAAUUCAACGGUUCUGCCUGUGCGUAUAAACAUCUUGUUAAUUCCCACAUUCUUUACAACUUGUUCAUCAAGUUCAAGAGCCUCUUCAACUCAGAUAACCUUCGAAUUGAAGCAAAGAGAGAAGAUACAGAAACUAAAGCUCAUGGUUCUUCGACGGAUUUGAAAGCUAUACAUAUGAAUCCUGACAUGGCUCUACAAGGGAACAUAACAUGUUCAUCCUUGGAGAUCAAAGAUUUGAUCAUAGAUAAAACAAUAUCAGGAAAGCAAAAUGUGGAAGCCAGUAAAAUCCCGCAGACAUGGAAUUGUGCUCUCUGUAAGGUAACGACAAGCGGUAUAAAGGGCCUGGUUUCCCAUUUUCAGGGAAAACGACACGACGAUGCUCUUCAGAAGCUGAAGAUCGAGCUUCAGACAUCGAAACUCAAUGCUGUCUGCGCUACUGGUGCUGAAUCAGAAUCCGCAGAGACUGUCAAUAUUCCUGACAAACAAAAUGUUUAUGGUAUUCAGUUGCCAUGGACUUGUAGUAUUUGUCGGGCAACACUCAAAGGGGAGACUAGCCUGGUUUCGCAUCUUCAAGGGAAGCGACAUAAGGAAUCAUGCGAGCGGAUUCAAGCAUGGAACUCUGAAGUUUGGCAGUGCACUAUUUGUAAUGUUAGGUGUAGCAGUCAGAGAAGCUUGGAAAAUCAUUUUUACGGAAGCAAGCACUUGGCUAAAACUAUUGAACUUAGUGGCAGGGGUGGCAAUGUUCAAGGCUGA
Mercurialis annua (annual mercury) is the source of this 1017-nucleotide messenger RNA. RefSeq lists its product as uncharacterized. Gene Ontology annotation, molecular function: nucleic acid binding; zinc ion binding. The coding region runs from base 1 to 1017 and encodes 338 amino acids. The record is from RefSeq and is a predicted model, not a curated record. The transcript is spliced from 6 exons. NCBI's taxonomy places the organism in Eukaryota, Viridiplantae, Streptophyta, Magnoliopsida, Malpighiales, Euphorbiaceae.